AUGCAGCCGCCGCCGAGGAAGGUGAAAGUUACACAAGAACUGAAAAACGUUCAAGUUGAACAGAUGACAAAACUUCAAGCCAAACAUCAAGCAGAAUGUGACUUACUUGAAGAUAUGAGGACAUUCAGUCAGAAGAAGGCUGCUAUUGAAAGAGAGUAUGCACAGGGUAUCCAGAAGUUGGCUAGUCAAUAUCUGAAGAGAGAUUGGCCUGGAAUAAAAGCUGAUGAUCGGAAUGAUUACAGGAGCAUGUAUCCUGUUUGGAAAUCUUUUCUCGAGGGGACAAUGCAGGUAGCCCAGUCUCGGAUCAAUAUAUGUGAAAACUAUAAAAACUUCAUUUCUGAGCCUGCAAGGACAGUGAGAAGCUUAAAAGAACAGCAACUAAAAAGGUGUGUGGACCAGUUGACAAAGAUCCAAACUGAAUUACAAGAGACAGUGAAAGAUUUAGCUAAAGGCAAAAAGAAGUACUUUGAGACUGAACAGAUGGCUCAUGCAGUACGAGAGAAAGCUGACAUCGAGGCAAAAUCUAAACUUAGUCUUUUCCAAUCAAGAAUCAGUUUACAGAAGGCAAGUGUGAAGCUAAAAGCCCGGCGAUCUGAGUGUAAUUCCAAAGCUACCCACGCAAGGAAUGACUAUCUUCUUACAUUAGCAGCAGCAAAUGCACAUCAGGAUCGCUACUAUCAGACAGACUUAGUUAACAUUAUGAAGGCUCUUGAUGGAAAUGUGUAUGAUCACCUGAAGGAUUACUUAAUCGCCUUUAGCCGGACUGAGCUAGAAGCAUGUCAAGCUGUGCAGAACACAUUCCAGUUUUUAUUAGAAACCUCUAGCAAGGUGGUACGGGACUAUAAUUUUCAGCUGUUUCUACAAGAGAAUGCUGUUUUUCACAAACCCCAGCCCUUCCAGUUCCAGCCUUGUGACAGCGAUACUAGCCGAAAAUUAGAAUCAGAAACUGGCACCACAGAGGAGCACAGUCUGAACAAGGAGGCUCGGAAAUGGGCCACACGUGUGGCACGUGAGCACAAGAACAUUGUUCACCAACAGCGAGUUCUAGAUGAUCUGGAAUGUCAUGGAGCUCCAGCAUCAGAACAAAGCCGAGUAGAGCUGGAACAAAAAAUAGAUGAAGCUAAAGAAAAUAUUCGUAAAGCAGAGAUAAUUAAGCUAAAAGCUGAAGCCCGGCUGGACCUGCUGAAGCAGAUCGGUAUUUCCGUGGACACGUGGCUGAAGAGUGCAAUGAACCAAGUAAUGGAAGAACUGGAAAACGAGCGAUGGGCCCGCCUGCCUGCAGUGACCAAUAACGGCACUUUACACUCGCUUAAUGCAGAUACUGAAAGAGAAGAAGAAGAGUUUGAAGACAACAUGGAUGUUUUUGAUGACAGCAGUUCCAGUCCUUCUGGCACCUUAAGAAAUUAUCCACUCACCUGCAAAGUUGUUUAUUCGUACAAGGCUUCUCAACCAGAUGAGUUGACCAUUGAGGAGCAUGAGGUGUUAGAAGUGAUUGAAGAUGGAGAUAUGGAAGACUGGGUAAAGGCUCGAAACAAAGUUGGUCAAGUGGGGUAUGUGCCAGAAAAGUACCUCCAGUUUCCCACCUCCAACAGCCUCCUGAGCAUGCUGCAGUCCCUGGCUGCCCUGGACAGUCGGUCACACACCUCCAGCAAUUCCACGGAGGCCGAGCUCGUUUCAGGCAGCCUCAACGGAGACGCCAGUGUCUGUUUCGUGAAAGCACUUUAUGACUAUGAGGGCCAGACAGACGACGAAUUAUCUUUUCCUGAGGGAGCAAUUAUCCGAAUCUUGAACAAAGAAAACCAAGAUGACGAUGGCUUCUGGGAAGGAGAAUUCAACGGGCGGAUUGGAGUUUUCCCAUCGGUGCUAGUGGAAGAACUUUCAGCCUCAGAAAAUGGUGACGCUCCAGGGAUGAGAGAGAUUCAGAUCUCUCCAUCCCUCAAGCCGCCUGGCUCCCUGCCACCUCUGCCGCUGUAUGACCAGCCUCCCAGCAGCCCCUACCCCAGCCCGGACAAGAGGAGCUCCCAGUACUUCCCCCGCUCCCCUUCAGCAAAUGAAAAUAGUGUCCAUGCUGAAUCGCCGGGCUUCUCACAGGCACCAAGGCAAACUCCUGAGACCUCAUAUGGCAAGCUACGACCUGUCCGGGCAGCUCCCCCUCCGCCUACACAGAACCACCGAAGGCCAGCAGAGAAGAUGGAGGAUGUGGAAAUCACACUGGUGUGA
Messenger RNA from Pipistrellus nathusii (Nathusius's pipistrelle), 2220 nucleotides. Lineage: Eukaryota; Metazoa; Chordata; Mammalia; Chiroptera; Vespertilionidae. The record is from the annotation of a GenBank genome assembly.